AUGGCCUUCACUUUCGCUGCCUUUUGCUACAUGCUGUCCCUGGUGCUGUGCGCUGCCCUCAUCUUCUUCGCCAUCUGGCAUAUAAUCGCCUUUGAUGAGCUAAGGACAGACUUCAAGAGCCCAAUAGACCAGUGCAAUCCAGUUCAUGCACGAGAGAGACUAAGAAACAUUGAGCGCAUCUGCUUUCUUCUGCGAAAGCUGGUGCUGCCUGAAUAUUCUAUCCAUAGCCUUUUCUGCAUCAUGUUCUUGUGUGCUCAGGAAUGGCUAACCCUGGGGCUGAAUGUUCCUCUGGUUUUCUAUCACUUUUGGAGGUAUUUCCAUUGCCCAGCGGAUAGUUCAGAGCUUGCAUAUGAUCCACCUGCAGUCAUGAAUGCAGACACCUUGAGUUACUGUCAGAAAGAAGCAUGGUGUAAACUAGCUUUCUAUCUCCUUUCCUUCUUCUACUAUCUUUACUGCAUGAUCUACACUUUAGUGAGCUCUUAA
Emys orbicularis (European pond turtle) is the source of this 483-nucleotide messenger RNA. It is a transcript of the gene CNIH3, whose product is annotated as cornichon family AMPA receptor auxiliary protein 3. The coding region runs from base 1 to 483 and encodes 160 amino acids. The transcript is spliced from 6 exons. Gene Ontology annotation, biological process: regulation of AMPA receptor activity; endoplasmic reticulum to Golgi vesicle-mediated transport. NCBI's taxonomy places the organism in Eukaryota, Metazoa, Chordata, Testudines, Emydidae. Gene Ontology annotation, cellular component: dendrite; COPII-coated ER to Golgi transport vesicle; endoplasmic reticulum membrane. The record is from RefSeq and is a predicted model, not a curated record.